UUGGAGUUUGACCUUCGUCUUCCGUGCGUGUGUCGCAGACGCUCUUGAGAUGCGCAGGCAUCUGCAGGCAGGCGGCAGGCCAUUGUACGCUUUAGUAAUUUUCCUUCCUUUUCGUUAUAAAAAUUAAUAUUUCUGAGUGUGUAAUACAAAUUUUUAGUCAUUUGCUGGACUACAGCCAGUGCAAGAAACUUCUUGUUAAAUAUCUUGCACAAAAAUGGCUCACAUACGAAAACUUGCUUCGAUUUUCACCCGGUCUCUUGCGAAACCAAUGUCGUACACUACAUUGUUUACAACAAAAUAUCACCAUGUCAUGGCUGGAGCUAUUAUUAAUGUUAAUCUUAAUAAUCGUCGAUUUUGUUCAAGUGAGGUCAAACUUCAACCUGACACGUAAGUAUUGACUUAUUUGUAGUCUAUAAGCUUGAUAUUUAUACUGAUUACUGUAUAUAUCAAUAUUGUGCAUUAGACUCCCCAAGAGGAGCAAAAAUAAACAAAAGCUGCCGACUGAUUACUAAGUGGUGAUUUGGUACUUGUCUGAAAGAUUGUUUACACAUCAAUGGGAGAGCAUCAAAGUGACAGCACUCAAUAUCAUUUUUCACAUAUAAAUGCUACGUGUUUCCAAGCAUUCUCUCCCCCUGACGAGUAAAAUUGUCUGCCGUUAGACAGAGUAAAGUAAUAAAGUAGGGCGCAUUGGCGCACGAUGCAACUUAACGGGUCAAUUUGUCAAGGAGAGAGUGAGCAAUUCCGUUUGAAAAUCAUACUCCGCCUCCCUGUAUCAAGGGCAAGGGUUUUCCUAUUACAUGUACCAUUCUAGCAAUAAAAUGGGCAUAACUGAUGACUACCAUUAUUUCCCUCUUGUUUGUUUUUCCAGAGUAUCAAUGACAUUUUUAGACCGGGAUGGAGACAAGAAGACAGUGUCUGCAAAACAGGGAGAUUCACUUCUUGAUGUCGCCAAAAAUAAUGACAUUGAUCUCGAAGGUGCGCUGUUUGAGCCAUUUAAUGAUGAGUAAAAUUGUCCGUUGUUAGACAGAGUAAUAUAAUAAUGUAGGUUCUCAACAAAUUUUCUGUCUUCUAGGUGCUUGUGAAGGAACGCUGAGUUGUUCAACAUGUCAUCUCAUCUUUGAUCCAGAUGAGCACGCUAUGUUAGACCUCCCCCCCGCGGACGAUGAAGAGCUUGAUAUGUUGGAUCUCGCCUACGGAUUGACACCAACGUAAGUUCCACUCGAAGAAGAACAGUUUAGAACUGAUAGAGCUAUCCAGUAUAAAUAAAGUUAGUUUAGUUUAGGUUUCCUUCUGUAGUAACACUGGAUCAAUAUCUAGAUGAUUCCUACUGGACCUCUAGGAAGAACAGUUUAGAACUGAUAGAGCUAUCCAGUAUAAAUAAAGUUAGUUUAGUUUAGGUUUCCUCCUGUAGUAACAAUGAAUCAAUAAGAGAUGAUUCUUACUGGACCUCUAGGAAGAACAGUUUAGAACUGAUAGAGCUAUCCAGUAUAAAUAAAGUUAGUUUAGUUUAGGUUUCCUCCUGUAGUAACACUGGAUCAAUAAAAGAUGAUUCUUACUGGAACUCUAGGAAGAACAGUUUAGAACUGAUAGAUCCAUCCAGUAUAAAUUAAGUUAGUUUAGUUUAGGUUUCCUCCUGUAGUAACACUGGAUCAAUAAGAGAUGAUCCUUAUUGAACCUCAAGGAAGAACAUUUUAGAACUGAUAGAGUUAUCCAGUAUAAAUAAAGUUAGUUUAGUUUAGGUUUCCUCCUGUAGUAACACUGGAUCAAUAAAAGAUGAUUCUUACUGGACCUCUAGGAAGAACAGUUUAGAACUGAUAGAGCUAUCCAGUAUAAAUAAAGUUAGUUUAGUUUAGGUUUCCUCCUGUAGUAACACUGAAUCAAUAAGAGAUGAUCCUUACUGGACCUCUAGGAAGAACAGUUUAGAACUGAUAGAGCUAUCCAGUAUAAAUAAAGUUAAUUUAGUUUAGGUUUCCUCCUGUAGUAACACUGGAUCAAUACUAGAUGAUCCUUACUUCCAUUAUCUUUCUCAGAUCGAGAUUGGGAUGUCAAAUUGAAGUUACAGAAAAAUUUGAGGGCAUCACAUUAAAAGUACCGGAAGCAACAAGAGAUGCGAGAGACUUGUAACACACUUCAGUCUUGUGUUAAAAAACUAAUAUUUGAAAUGAUAUUCAUGUUUUAUAUUUACCCGGCAAAUGAUGGUAAUGGAGCGAAAUAAAAGAUAUUUCUAUAUGACCUAUACAUAUGACACGCGCUUGUUCCAUAUUCUUUAAUUAUUUUUAAUGUACUGGUAUAUCUAAUUUAAUCAUAUUCUUUUAAUUUAUUAAUUAAAUGAUAAUAAAUUAUUUUCCAGUUCCUAUUCUGGAGCUAUUGUUCACUGCACCACAUAUUAAAAGUUUCUCUUAAUUAAUUACAAAAAUAUUUAGACUAAUAAUAAAACUAAUAUAGUUGCUGUCUGAACUGCCUUGAAGAUUUUUACCAUCUGACAACUGCUAACUUACAAUACAGAACAUUGAAGUGUUUUUACAUUUUCAAAUAGUUACCUACAUUUGACCUCCAUGUUUGAGAUAUUUUUUGAAGUUUAUUAUAAAAUACUGCAUACCACUGGACACUCAAGUGCCAAUGCACCCCGAUGCGCCCUACUUUAUUAUUUUACUGUGUCUAAUGCCAGAUGAUUUUACUUGUCAAGGGGAGAGUCUUUCCAUUUUAAAAGUUUAAUUAUGUGGUGUUAAUUUUAGGACCAAUAACUAAGAAAGAAUUGCCUCUUCUUAGAAUCUAUAGCUAGCUCUUGACUGGAAUAAUUUAUGAUCAUUCUUGUCAGCUUUCUGUGGCAUGAGCGUCCGGAGCUUUCUUCUCGUUGUGCGUUCCUAAGACAUCUUUCUCGACUUCUUCUACGCUGAUAUUUUUAUCCUUUAACGCUUUCUGAAAAGUAAACGUGGAUAGAAAAUACGACGAUUGUAAAUAAAUAAGCAUGUCAACAAAUAAACAAUGGCAUUGCACCUCGAUGUAACCCUACGUUAUUAUUUUACUCUGUCUAAUGCCAGACAAUUUUACUUGUGAAAGCCUGAUAGGGGGAUUGCA
Paramuricea clavata is the source of this 3078-nucleotide messenger RNA. The record is from the annotation of a GenBank genome assembly. Lineage: Eukaryota; Metazoa; Cnidaria; Anthozoa; Malacalcyonacea; Plexauridae.